This is a messenger RNA of Myotis lucifugus (little brown bat), 3734 nucleotides long. RefSeq names its product NLR family pyrin domain containing 1 (gene NLRP1). The transcript is spliced from 13 exons. The record is from RefSeq and is a predicted model, not a curated record. Gene Ontology annotation, biological process: regulation of apoptotic process; inflammatory response; innate immune response. Gene Ontology annotation, cellular component: canonical inflammasome complex. Bases 1 to 3495 code for a protein of 1164 amino acids. NCBI's taxonomy places the organism in Eukaryota, Metazoa, Chordata, Mammalia, Chiroptera, Vespertilionidae. Gene Ontology annotation, molecular function: protein binding.
AUGUACCAUAUCAGCAGCCAGCACAGAAUCAAAGAAAAAUACCAGAACCAAAAGAGAGAGAGUUCCUGCCCCACACAGUCAUGGAGAAAUGAGUAUUUGCACCAAAAAUUCACACAACUGCUACUUAUACGCAGAUCUCAACCCAGAGGCUAUGACUUCCUACUCAGGAGAAGAAGGAAUCAUGAGGUGGUAGAUGAACAAAGACAUUUGAUGGAGAUCGGACACUUAUUUGGCCCAGGCCUGAGGACCCGGAAAGAGCCUCCCACUGUCGUGGUGCAUGGAGUUGCUGGAAUCGGGAAGUCAACCCUGGCCAGGCAGGUGAGGAGAGCCUGGGAGGAAGACUGGCAGUUCAGGGACCGCUUCAAGCAUGUCUUCUACUUCAACUGCAGAGAGCUGGCCCAGUCCAAGACCAUGAGUCUCGCUGAGCUCAUCACAAAAGACUGGGCUGCUCCUGAUGCUCCCAUUGGGCAGAUCCUGUCUCAGCCAGAGCAGCUGCUCUUCAUUCUUGAUAACUUAGAUGAACCAAAAUGGGACUUGAAGAAGCAGAGUUCUGCGCUCUGUCCACACUGGAGCCAGCAGCAGCAGGUGCACACACUGCUGGGCAGUUUGCUGAAGAAAACCUUACUUCCCACGGCUUCCCUGCUGAUCACAGCUCGGAUCACAGCUCUGAGAAAACUCAUUCCUUCUUUAAAGCAUCCUCGCUGGGUGGAGGUCCUGGGAUUCUCCGAAUCGGCCAGGAAGGAGUAUUUCUUUCAAUAUUUCAUAGAUGAGAGCCAAGCAAUUAGAGCCUUUACCUCGGUUGAAUCCAACCCGGCUCUCUUCACCAUGUGUCUCAUGCCUUUGGUAUCCUGGCUGGUCUGCACUUGCCUGAAGCAGCAGAUGGAGCAGGAGCAACCACUCUCACUGACCUCCCAGACGACCACAGCCCUCUUUCUGCACUACUUUUUCCACGUUCUCCAGGCUCAGUCUCUUGGGGCUAAGCUGAGGGGCUUAUGCUCUCUGGCCGCUAAAGGCACGUGUCAAAGAAAGACUCUAUUCAGCCCCGAAGACUUCAGGAAAUACAGGAUAGAUGAGGCCAACAUCCCCAUUCUCUUAAACAUGGGUGUUCUUCAAGAGCACCCCACCCUUCGGAGCUACAGCUUCCUUCACCGGUGCUUCCAGGAGUUCUUUGCAGCAAUGUCCUAUGCUUCAGGCGAUAGAAAGUUGAAACGUGGUGGCUUUAUAAACAUCAAAACUAUAACAGACUUGACAGAUGUAUAUGACAGGCGUGACCUGUUUGGGGAACCAACCACAUGUUUUCUGUUUGGUCUUUUGAGUGAUCAGGGGAUGAGAGAGUUGGAGAGCAUCUUCAAACGCAGCCUGUCACGGAAGAGGCAUUCCUAUCUGCUGCAGUUGGCACAGAGGGAAGUUGACUGCAAGCAUCCUAACCUGGAGCCAUAUUGUUGGCACUUGCUGCACUGUUUUUAUGAGAAUCAGGACACAAGGUUUCUGACAGAAAUGAUGUCUAAUUUCUAUGGAAUGAGGAUAUGUGUCCAAACUCACAUGGAGCUCCUGGUGUUCACUUUCUGCUUUAAAUUCUGCCAUCGCAUGAUGACGCUUCAACUGAAUGACGGUGGAGAGAAAAAACUAGCUCAAAGCCCUUCAGAUGUAGUUCUGUACAGCUGGGGCCCGUUUACAGAUUCCUGGUGGCAGAUGUUCUUCUCUAUUCUCAAAGUCCCUGGAAGCCUGCGGGAGCUGGACCUGAGUGGGAACUAUCUGAGCUGCUCUGCAGUAAAGAGUCUUUGUGACGCCCUGAAAAGCCCUCACUGCCGCCUGGAGACCUUGACUUUGGCCAACUGCGGCCUCACAGCAGAAGACUGCAGGGCCCUUGCCCGUGUGCUGAGCGACAACAGGCACCUGACAUAUCUGGAUCUGAGCUUCAACAAGCUCCUGGACACCGGAGCCCGACACCUAUUCCAGGAGCUGAGACAUUCUCACUGCAAGCUGCGGCGACUGCUGCUCGUCAGCUGUGGCCUCACAUCUGGAUGCUGCCAGGACCUGGUCUCCAUGCUCAGUAACAACAUCAUGCUGUCAGAGCUGGACCUGCGGCAGAACGACUUGGGCAACCUCGGUGUGAGGCUGCUCUCUGAAGGACUCAGGCAGUCUAACUGCCGCCUCAAGUACCUGUGGCUGGACGGGACUCAGCUGAGUGCGGAGGUGACAGAGAUGCUGAGGCUCCUGCAGCAGGAUAAGUCUCAUCUGGUCAUCAAGGAGAGCUCCCAGCAAUUAGCACAGGCGAAGCCCUUCUGUCUGUCUUCUCCUGAACCCCUGGGGGACAUACCAGUGUCAUCUAUAGGGACAGAUGAUGACUUCUGGGGCCCCACAGGGCCUGUGACUCCAGAGGUGGGGGACGAAGACAGAGGUCUGUACCGAGUUCACUUCCCUGUGGCUGGUUCCUACCACUGGCCCAACACAGGUAUCUACUUUGUGGUGAGAGGGCCAGUGACCAUUGAGAUUGAAUUCUGUGCUUGGGACCAGUUCCUGGACCAGAUUGUCCCACAGCACAGCUGGAUGGUUGCGGGGCCUCUUUUUGACAUCAAGGCUGAACCAGGAGCUGUGGAAGCUGUAUACCUCCCUCACUUUAUAGCCCUCCAAGAGGAACAUGUGGACAUCUCAUGGUUCCAAGUAGCCCACUUUAAAGAGGAUGGGAUACUUCUGGAGAAGCCAACCAUGGUGGAGCCACAUUACAUAGUCCUCGAGAACCCCAGCUUCUCUCCCAUGGGAGUUCUACUAAGAAAGAUCCACUCUUUCCUGAACAUUCCUGUCAUCUCCAAUGUGCUGCUCUACCAUCGCCUCCAUUCUGAGGAAGUCAACUUCCACCUCUACCUACUCCCCAGCGACUGCACCAUUGAGAAGGCCGUAGAUAUUGAAAAAAAGAAGUUCCAGUUUGUGCGAAUACACAAGCCACCCCCGCUGACUCCGCUCCACAUAGGCUCUCGAUAUAUUGUGUCUGGUUCACAGAAAAUGGAAAUAAUCCCUGAGGAACUGGAGCUCUGCUAUCGAAGCCCUGGGAAAGCCCAGCUCUUCUCUGAGUUCUACGUUGAUCAUUUGGGGUCAGGGAUCCGACUACAGAUUAAAAGCAAAAAUGAUGAGACUGUGGUAUGGGAGGCCUUGGUGAAAUCAGGAGACCUCAGACCUGCAGCUCCACUGGUCUCUCAAGCCCUGACAGCCUCACCUUCAUCCCCCAAUGCUCCAAACUUGCUGCACUUUGUGGACCAACAUCGGGCCCAACUGGUGGCUCGAGUGACAUCGGUGGAUGCAGUCCUAGACAAGCUGCAUGGACCGGUGCUGAGCGACGAGCAGUAUGAGAGGGUGCGGGCUGAGCCCACCAAUCCAGACAGGAUGAGGAAGCUGUUCAGCAUCAUCAAGUCCUGUGACUGGGCCUGCAAAGAUCAACUCUACCGAGCCCUGAAGGAGAUCCAUCCUCACCUAAUUGAGGAACUCUUGGAGAAGUGACGCAGUGGAGGAGACUAGGGGAGCUACUGACCAGCUUGGCAGCUGAAGUCUGAAUACCUGCUUUUGAGUCCUGGCUCUGACUCUUCAGGCAUUAGGUCUAGGUUUCUUCAUGUCUAAACACAUUGCCAUUGCCCAGCCUGAGUGGCUCAGUUGGCUGAGUGUUGUCCUGUUCACUGCAGGGUUGUUGGUUUGAAUCCUGGUCAGGGCACAUACCUGGGUUGUGGGUUCGAUUCCCGGGC